AUGGCUAAGACAUUGUGCGAUGAUUUUCCUUUCUCUUGCAGUUCCAUAAUUUUAAAAUGUUGGGAUCUGUACCAGGCAUUCGUUGUAUUUGCCUUCAUCAUCUCUUUUGGAGUUGAAGUUGCCAAAUAUUAUCAAGUUAAGAAGAUCGGUACUGUUUUUGAUGUUACUUCUCCAUUUGUGAAGGAAGAGAAAACAGCCAUGGAAAUUGCAGUUCAAAGUUGCAAUAUUUCUCUCUUUAUGAACCCUGGAAGAGACCUCCUGAUAGCUGCUAGUACAGCUGAAAAGCCAGAUAAAGAGAUGAAUACAUGGGAAAAAGGGGCUUCAGUUGCUGCAAUUGGAAAUCACGUUGACACUCUGGUUCUUUUGUGUGCAGCACCUUCUACACCACCAACACUAUCAUCCCUCGAUCAGCCUUUCUUGGCAAAAUUGACAAUCAAUGAUUUUGAACAGAUGAAAUGCUUUGCAGCUAUUGUUCAUGUCUACAGCUGGAACAGGGUUAUCCCAAUUUUUGAAGAAGAGGAAUACCUUGUAUUCAUCUUGAAGUCAAGCUACACUGCUAAAGAGAGUUCAAUACUCAUCUUGCAGCCACUGGAACCAAAUAUCACAGAUAUUGAAAGGCUCAGAAAGGCCAAUUCAAAAAUUGGAUUUGAUGGUGAUUCAUUUGUAAGGGCUUAUCUUGAGGGGGUGCUUCGGUCUGGAAAACAGCAUAUCGAGAAUGUCAGCAGCAAAUACAAAUAUGAAGGAGAAUUUAGGAGCAUCAACAGAGCAGCUGCCUUUCUUGAACUUCAAGAUGGGAAAGUUUUCCUCAGUCAAUACCGCAAACAGUUUAUUGCUACCACACCUAUCUACAGCUUCAGAGGGCUUAGCUUUGUAUUCAUGAAAGGCUCUCCAAUAGGUACUGAUAUUUCAAAGGCUAUCCUAAAUCUAAAUGAAGAUGGGAUCCUAAAAGCACUGGAAGAAAAUAAGUUUGCUUAUUCAUCCGAAGUUUCGUUCUGCUUGCCCGUCCAAAGCUUCUGGGGUAUUUACCUAAUAUUUGGUGCCACUUCCACAUUACAUAAAUACGGUUUCAAAAAGUGCAUUCUCUCUGAUGGAGUUCAAGCUGUCGAUAAUCAUAAACUUACAAACAUCGGUGCCAUCAUCCAUGUCAAUUCCCGCGUUGGGAAGGAAGAGAGAACAGCCAUGGAAAUUGCAGUUCAAAACUUCAACAAUAAGUCAAACAGUCACAAGUUAUCUCUCUACAUUCAGAACCCUGGAACAGACCCCCUGCAAGCCGCUUCUGCAGCUGAACAGCUGAUUAAAGGGCAGAACGUGAAGGCGAUUAUCGGCAUGGAAACAUGGGAAGUAGCUGCUCCAGUUGCUGAAAUUGGAAGCCGAGCUCAAGUUGCGGUUCUUUCAUUUGCAGCACCUUCUAUAAAACCGCCAAUGUCAACUCUCCGAUGGCCUUUCUUGGUACAAAUGGCAAACACUGAUUCUGAACAAAUGAAAUGCAUUGCAGCUAUCGUUCAUCCUUACAACUGGUAACAGGUUAUCGCGAUUUAUGAAGAUGAGACAUAUGAUGGUGAUUCUGGGGAAUUAGCUGUUCUAACCGAAGCUCUACAGCAUAUCGGUUCAGAGAUUGAGCAUAGAUUGGUUCUUCCACCGAUUUCAUCUCUGACUAAUCCAAAACAAAUUGUUCAGGAGGAGCUGCUGAAGCUUCGUAGCAUCCGUUCUCGGGUUUUUGUUGUCCUUAAAGCUUCUUCAUUUAUGACAAUUCACUUGUUUAGAGAAGCUAAGAAUAUGGGGUUUCUGGGAAGAGACUCAGCUUGGAUAAUCACAGACACGAUUACAGCUUACCUUCACUCUUUUAACACCUCUGUUAUUUCCUCUAUGGAAGGAGCUUUGGGAAUCAAGGCCUACUAUACUGAGAAUAGUAGCUCUUAUGAAAACUUUUGUGGGCAGUUCAGGCAAGUUUUCCGAAAGAAGUACCAAGAGGAAGAUAACUUUGAGCCUGGAAUUUAUGCCUUCCGAGCAUAUGACGCCAUCAGAAUCAUCAUAGAGGCCAUGGAAGGAAUCAUCAACAACAGUAGCAGUCCAAAAGAAUUGUUAGGAAAUAUGUUGUCAAGCAAUUUCACUGGUUUAAGCGGAAAAAUUCAGUUUGAAGGAGGCAUGCUGUCACAUGUUCCUAUAUUAAGGGUAGUAAAUGCGAUUGGAAAGAAAUAUAAAGAGCGCUUCUGGUUACCCAACUUUGGGUUCUCAAGGGGCCUUGUUAUUGAAAAAGGUGAAGAGAAAGAUUAUGCGGUGGAGAUAGCAGGUAACACAGCCCAAGGGUUGUCUGGUCAAGUCACUUGGCCUGGUGAAGUCCAAAAUCCAAAAGGAUGGGUGAUGCCUACUGAUGAAAGGCCACUGAUUAUUGGAGUUCCUGGUAGAGCCUCAUUUGAGAAAUUUGUGAAAGUUAAGAAUGGCACUAAUCCAGAUGAGGUGGAACCUGAAGGUUUUUGCGUUGAUCUUUUCAAAAAGGCAAGAGAGGUUUUGGGAUAUGAUCUGCCUUAUAAGUUUAUUGCUCAUUUUGGGACUUACAAUGAUAUGGUUCUUCGUGUACAUAACAAGCCGUACGCAGAAUCAGGGUUGUCCAUGAUAGUACCAGCAAGGUCUGAAGAAUCAGCAUGGAUGUUCAUGAAGCCUUUUACAUGGAAGAUGUGGAUGGCGACUGGUGGCAUAUUGAUCUAUACAAUGUUCAUAGUUUGGUUUUUGGAGCAUCAAUCCAAUCCGGAAUUUGAAGGCACAUGGAGGAAUCAAAUCGGCACUGCAAUGCGGUUCACCUGCUCUUCUCUCUUCUUCGUGUACAGGGAGAAUAUACAGAACAACUUCACAAGAGUCGUGGUUGUUUUAUGGCUCUUUCUUUCUCUUGUCUUAACCUCAAGUUACACGGCUAGUCUGUCUUCAAUGCUGACAGUCAACAAACUGCAGCCAAAUGUUACUGACAUUGAAUUUCUGAAGAGGAACAACUUAAAAGUGGGUUGUAAUGAAGGUUCGUUUGUAAAAAACUAUCUGGUUAAUGUGCUUCAUUUCAAAUCAGAGAACAUCAAGACAGUUGGCAGUGAAUACAGUUAUGCAGGAGAAUUAGAAGGGAAUCAGAUAGCUGCUGCUUUCCUUGAACUUCCAUACGAGAAGGUUUUCCUCAACACCUACUGUAAGAAAUUUUCUGGCACCACAGCAACAUACAGAUUUGGAGGAUUGGGCUUUGUAUUCCAGAAAGGCUCUCCUAUCGCCAUGGACUUCUCAGAAGCCAUUCUCACUCUGUCAGAGAAUGGAAUGCUGAAAGAAUUGGAAGAUGAGUGGCUUUCACCCUCUCCUGAGUGUUCAACAGAUGUAACUGACAACAGAACGGAAAGACUGAGGCUUCAUAGCUUCUGGGGUCUCUACCUAAUCUCUGGUGUCACAUCUACCAUUUGUUUCUUCCCAUUCAUAAUCAGGUUAAUGAAGAAUUAUUGGCUCCAGCAAUAAAAAUACUGAAGCAAUACUAGUCCAAGAAAUAAUAGUACCUGGAAUAAGGCAGUUAGGCUUGCAAGAUUUAUAUAUCAAGGACAAGAAAUUAAUCUUACGAGAGCCCCAACUUUACCUCGAUCGCCAUAUGUAGUUGGAAGGGGCUCCACAAGAUGGAAAUACUCAAGUCCUGACACAGCAGAGAAUCGUGAGGAAGCCUCCUCUGAAGGUGAAGUUGAAAUGCUGUACAUUCCAGGUGAUUAAGACGAAAGAAGAGGAGAAAAGGCUUAGGCUCAGAUCAAGACUUCUUCCAACUAUUGGAUGUUAUCUGGCUGUAACGCAA
Molecule: messenger RNA, 3805 nt
Organism: Theobroma umbraticum
Lineage: Eukaryota; Viridiplantae; Streptophyta; Magnoliopsida; Malvales; Malvaceae
Source: RefSeq, a predicted model, not a curated record